Messenger RNA from Pelmatolapia mariae (spotted tilapia), 6435 nucleotides. Its product is annotated as alpha-tectorin-like. Gene Ontology annotation, biological process: cell-matrix adhesion. The transcript has 27 exons. Lineage: Eukaryota; Metazoa; Chordata; Actinopteri; Cichliformes; Cichlidae. Gene Ontology annotation, molecular function: protein binding. The coding region runs from base 1 to 6435 and encodes 2144 amino acids. The record is from RefSeq and is a predicted model, not a curated record.
AUGGCGAAGGCGGGACCAAACCACGACCCCCCACCCCCGCUAGAGCUGAAGGGACCCAUCUCGCCCGGGGACCAGCAGGGGGCAGCCCAGGGACAGGUGGGCAACACCGGAGGAGAGAAUGGAAGCUUCUUCGACAUCCGCCACCUGAUUGUCAACCCCCACCAGCCCAGGCCUCACAGGGGCAGAGCCAUGGGCAUCAGUAAAUCAGAACAGGUGUGGGAUGGGACCCCGCCCAUGGCCUGCCUAACUGGUGUCAUAGCAGUGGCAGCCAUGUUCCCCAUACCGAGCUACGAGCUGAGUCCUGCUGGUCGCGUUAACCCGCGAGCUGCGGGCGACACGCAAGACAGGCUAACCGGUGUAGUGACUGCUCAGGCUGUCAGACCUCUUUACCCAACAUCUGGAACUGUAAGCUCUGCGAUCGAUGAUGGAAGUUCUCCACAGAUUACCCUGCUAAGACCUUUUUUCUAUUUUGGGAGGACAUAUAACAGCAUUUAUGUAAACCACAAUGGGCAUCUGACCUUUGAUGCACCAUGGUCUAGCUACACCCCCCAACUGUUUCCAAUGUAUGGAUCCAGAGACAUCAUCGCUCCAUUCUGGACAGAUUUAGACAACAGAGGAAAUGGUCAGAUCUACUACAACCAAUACACCAGUGGCAGUGUUCUCCAGCAAGCUACACAAGACAUCAAUCAAUACUUUCCAGGACUGAACUUUAAUGCCAACUGGGUCUUUGUUGCAACUUGGUUUGAGGUGGCCUAUUAUCCCACAAGUGGAACACGCACUACUGUCCAAGCUGUGCUGAUCUCUGGAGGCCAAUAUUCAUUUGUGCUGAUGAACUACGGUAUAAUAGCCUCAACAACACUGAGCAUUCAGGCUGGUUAUGAUACAAUCGACUCCACUCACUAUUAUGUCCUCCCUGGAUCAUUCACCAGUGCUGCAUCAGGGAGUAACUCAAAUUUUCGCCUUGGCAGCAACGUCAAUGAACCAGGUCGCUGGGCCUUCUGGACAGACCAUGGAUCAACAGGCUGCACUUUUAAUGGUGAAUUAGUGCAGCUGGGUGCUUCAUUCUGGAGUGACAGUACCUGUGCACAGAAGUGCACGUGUACCUCAACAGGCCUGCAGUGUCGCAAUGAGCCAUGCUCCUUUUCACAGAUCUGCAAGCCAGCUUCCUUCCAGUUCUCCUGUCAGACAGUGCCAAGAGGAACCUGCACCGUAAGCGGUGAUCCCCAUUACUACACCUUUGAUAACACAGUGUUUCACUUUCAAGGCACUUGCACGUAUGUUCUCUCUGAGCAAUGUAAUAGUGGACGGCCCUACUACAGAGUAGAGGGCAAAAAUGAGCACAGAGGAAGUACUCGAGUCUCUUUGACACGACUGGUGAAAGUGCAUGUCUACAAUGACACAAUUGAGCUUGUCAAAGGACGACGUGGUCAGGCAAAGGUUAACGGGAACUUUGCAUCCACUCCAUUCUUCCUUAGCAAUGGCACCGUGCAGGUUUAUGAGUCAGGUUUUUCUGUCUUUGUCAGCACUGACUUUGGUUUAGUGGUGUCUUAUGACACAAAUCAUUAUGUCCAGAUCAGCUUGCCCUACAAUUACCAGAAUGCAACAUGCGGUCUUUGUGGAAACUUCAAUGGCAUUCGUAGAGAUGACUUUCAAACUCGUGACGGUGAAGUUGUGAGCUCUGAUGUGGUUUUUGCUAACAGCUGGCAAGCAUCUGGGGAUGAUGAGCCUGGCUGUGGGCCACAGUGCGGAGGUCUGGACUGUGCUGUUUGCACUGUAGAAGAGACAGCAUUGUACAGCAACACUGACCACUGUGGUAUCCUCAGCAGUAGUUCUGGACCUUUCGCUACUUGCCAUCAACAACUUCCUCCACAGUCCUUUGUGGACAGUUGUCUGUAUGAUCUGUGUGUAGGAGGAGGGUACCAACCUAUUCUCUGUCAAUCCCUAAGUGUGUAUGCAAGUCAGUGUCAACAAAGUGGUAUUCAGCUACCAAGUUGGAGGAGACCUGGCUUUUGUGAAAUGCCAUGUCCAGCCAACAGCCACUUUGAGUCUGAAGGCACAGGAUGUCCACCUACCUGUGUUAAUCCCAACUCUACCCAUAACUGCCCUCUACCUCUCCAGGAAAGCUGCAUCUGUGAUUCAGGCUACAUCCUCAGUGGUGGGGUCUGCGUACCUCAUGCUGAGUGUGGCUGCAGCUUUGAGGGCCGCUACUACCGCUCUGGACAAACUGUAAUACUAGAUGAAGACUGUGGGAGACGUUGUAGCUGCAGUUAUGGCACCAUGACUUGCCACUCUUAUGGUUGUGGCCCACUUGAAUCAUGCAAAGUGGAAGAUGGAGAAAGAGGAUGCAGACCAAAUAGCUAUGCAGCAUGCUGGAUCAGAGGCCCAGGGUCAUAUCAGACAUUUGAUGGACUGAUAUACCAAUAUCCUGGAGCGUGUCGACUGACACUUGCCAAAGUUAUGGGACUGUCCAGUCACCCACACUUCAUGGUGACAGCAGAAAAAGUGCCAAGAGGCCAGCAAGGUUUUGCACGAAUUCUGCAUUUUGAAGCAGAGGGGAUACACAUAUCUAUUGAGAUGGCAAGGAACAGUAAAGUGAAGGUUAAUGGUCAGCUGAUCAGGCUGCCAUUCAGCACUCCAUCCAACCGCAUCCAGAUCUUCCACAGCAGCAUUUACAGUGUUAUCAUUCGCACCUCCUUUGGUGUAACUGUGCAGACAGUCUGGCCUCACUUUGUCCAUGUCACUGCUCCUGGUGUCUACAAUGGUUCACUGGGUGGACUCUGUGGUGACUACAAUGGUCAUCCACACGAUGACUUCCGCACACCCAAUGGUGUUCUGGUCAACAGCUCUCAGGACUUUGGAGAAAGUUGGCGAGAUGGCUCUCUGGCUGCUCAGUGUGUCGAAAGCAUGAACCAAAAUUCUACAGCUAAUUACAAUUCUAGUGAGUACUGUGGCAUUCUCAGCUCACCAGAUGGGCCAUUUGUACCCUGUUGGUCUGAGAUUGACCCAAGGCAGCAGGUGGAUGUAUGUGUGGAGAUCAUGAGGGGUUCUAGCGAUCCAGCAUCAACUCUGUGUGGCGUCCUACGAGAUUAUGCACUAAUGUGUCAACAGAAGGGUGUUGCCUUAGGACAAUGGAGAAAUGCAACUGGCUGUGCACUAACCUGCCCGUCAAACAGCCAUUAUGAACUCUGUGGAACCUCUUGUCCUUCUGCUUGCCCCAGCCUCUCUUUCCCCUUCACCUGUGAUACUGUGUGCCAGGAGGGUUGUCAGUGUAAUAAUGGUUUCAUUCUCAAUGGUGACCAGUGCGUUUCACCAACAUCUUGUGGAUGUUAUCACCAAGGACGCUAUCACCAAGGUGGUGAGCAGUUCUGGGAUGGUGAAGAAUGUCAGAGCUUGUGUACGUGUAACGGAAAUACCGGGAACGUCCACUGUACUCCCAACUCCUGUGGGCCCCAGGAGUCCUGCCGUGUGGUGGAGGGUGAGUUGGGCUGCCAUCCCAACCCCCAUGGCACCUGCUCUGCCUCUGGAGACCCUCACUACAUCACCUUUGAUCGUAAGGCCUAUGACUUCCAAGGAACCUGUCGCUAUGUUCUGGUGACCCUCUGUAAUGCCACUGAUGAGCUCAAUCAGUUUUCCGUGGAAGCUAAGAAUGAGGCAUUGAAUGGGCGUCCACUUUCAAUAGUAGCUGAAGUUUUUGUGAAUGUGUGGGGCUACGACGUGCAUAUGUCAAGGGACAGAAGAGGUUUGGUACAAGUGAAUGGAGUAACUAGAAAUUUACCUAUUAUCUUGAAUGAAGGUAAUGUGUCUAUCUAUGCAACAGGACCUCGUGUAGUUGCCAGCACUAAUUUCGGCUUGAGUGUCACCUAUAAUGGAUAUAGUGCAGUGUUUAUCUCCAUACCACCAAAUUACAGAGAAAAAAUAUGCGGACUUUGUGGAAAUUUCAAUGGAAAUCCAAAUGAUGACUUUCACACACCAUCUGGAACGAUAGUCACAUCUCCAGAUGACGGCUGUGGCUCCUCCUGUCCACAGUGUACCAAUGAACAGCCUGCUAGAGAUCAGUGUGAUUUGAUACAAGCAGCUGAUGGGCCCUUCAGUUUCUGCCACGAGGAGGUGGACCCGGCACCAUAUUUCAACGACUGUGUGUUUGAUGUAUGUUUGUCAGGAAUACAAGGCCACGAUCUCUUGUGCAGUGCCAUUGAAUCAUAUGUCAGUGCCUGUCAGUCUGCUAAUGUUCGUAUCUAUCCCUGGAGAGAGAACACCACCUGCACAUUGGACUGUCCCGCCAACGGCCAUUAUGAGCUGUGCGGUACUGACUGUGGCCACACCUGUGCCAGUAGCAUUGAUGAAACCUGUGAGCAGUUCUGCUCUGAGGGAUGUUUCUGUGAUGAAGGCUUCAUCAAGAGUGGGACCAGGUGUGUCCCAGUGGAAAGCUGUGGCUGCCAAUAUGAUGGAUUCUACUAUGAUGCUGGCGAGUCCUUCUGGACAGACGGUUGCUCCCAGAGAUGUGAAUGUCAUGCUCCAAAUGACAUGCGAUGUUCUGCUGCAUCUUGCACUCCUGCACAACAGUGCUCCAUCAGAGACGGCCAGCUGGGCUGUUACGAUGCCAUGUCCACCUGCACUGUGUGGGGGGAUCCACACUACAUCACCUUUGAUGGAGCAGUGGCUCAUUUCCAGGGAACUUGCUCCUACAUCAUCGCUGAGAGCACGAACCAUGGCACCAAUGAAACACAGUUUCAGGUGAUAGCCACCAACAAUCACCGUGGAAACAACCGUGUGUCAUUUGUGUCUGCAGUGGACAUAUACCUCUUAAAUCAUCCAGAAAGUGUGUACAUCAGGAUCGGACCCAAUAAAAGAGUAACGGUAAAUGGAAAUGAUGUGUCUCUUCCCACCACAGUGGGAAUCUUAGCUCAGGUGGUAAGGCAGGGAAGCUACAUAGUGGUUGAUGCCUCUGACUUGCUAGUCCAGUUUGAUGGUCAGAGCACUUUACUGGUCAGACUGGGCCAAAACCGUCAUGACAGAGUCACAGGGAUGUGUGGAAACUCUAACAAUGAUCCUUCAGAUGACAAAGUCUUACCCAAUGGCACACUGGCACAAAACGAUAAUUAUUUUGGACACAGCUGGAAGUCACCCACCAGCCAACCAGGAUGUGGCUCCACUGAUGAAGAUGAUGAUGGACUGAAUGACUGUACCUUUAGAGAAAAAUACUCCCAACUCUGCAGUGUCAUCACCAACACCACCGGUCCAUUCAGAGCCUGUCACCUGCACUCUGACCCCGAGCCAUUUUUCUCUUCCUGUGUCUACGACCUCUGCCUCUACACUCCAGCCAAUGGCAUGCUGUGUUCUGCUGUCUCAGCCUAUGAGAAAACCUGCUCUGUUCUGGGGCUAGACAUCCCUGACUGGCGCUCUGCUUUGCAUUGUGAUGAGUCAGACCCCUGUGAAAAGCUGGACUGCACAGAGCACGAAUGGUGUGGUGAGAAGGACGGUGUCUAUGGCUGCUUAUGUAAUGAGCACCACCAUCGGCCAAACAAUGAGAGCUACGACUCAUCCAUCACUUGUGUCAGUAGUUCUGGCACCAUAUCUCUGUCCCGCUGUCAGCUGUUUGAGGCCGGCUUCCACUCUGAUGCCCUCCAUCUUCAAGAUGAAUCCUGCAAUGGGACUCUUGAGGAUGGUCGACUGGUUUUCCACUUCAACAAUGAUGACCAGCUUUGUGGGACAAUGCUGAGGAGCAACGGGACCCACUUCAGUUAUGAGAACACCAUCAGCGGGGAUGUGUACUCUCAUGAUGGCCUCAUAAGUCGUGAGAAGAGCAUCCACCUGCACUUCUCCUGUGACUAUCCUUUGACCCAGGCACUGUCUAUGGAUGUUGGUUAUAUGACAUUGUGGUUGCUACUUUUCCAAAGCAUUGUGAAGAAGAGACUUCCAUCUGGUCUGGGCCAUUAUCAUUUAAGGAUGAUACCCUACCGGGACCCUGGCUUCCACUUCCCUUUGACCAGAAACAGAAAUUUAGAAAUGGAAAUAGAUGAGAGGUUAUACAUUGAGGUUCAGACUAGGGGAAUCGAUGAGCGGCAGAGCUCCACUAUUCUGGACUCUUGCUGGGCAACGCCUGUUAAUGAUGCCAGCUACCCUGUGCGCUGGGAUCUGAUCACCACACAGUGUCCUAAUCCAGCAGAUGGCACAGUAGAGCUGCUUCAGAACGGCGUCUCCACCGUAGCCCGUUUCUCAUUCAGGAUGUUCACCUUUACCAACGUUUCAUGUAUCUACCUGCACUGCCAGGUCCACCUGUGUCUUUUGAGACACAAUUACUGCACAGCUCAUUGCUACCCAGUUUACCAUGCAAGAGUGGUGAGGGAUAUUUCCUACCAUGACAGUGAAGGCAUUUCAUUGGAACCGCUAGUAUUGAACACAGUCUGUUUGCUGACUGCAAAUAUUCUGAUCUAG